Messenger RNA from Alternaria burnsii, 2076 nucleotides. Its product is annotated as l-amino acid oxidase. Lineage: Eukaryota; Fungi; Ascomycota; Dothideomycetes; Pleosporales; Pleosporaceae. Gene Ontology annotation, biological process: amino acid catabolic process. The record is from RefSeq and is a predicted model, not a curated record. The transcript has 2 exons. Gene Ontology annotation, molecular function: polyamine oxidase activity; L-amino-acid oxidase activity. Bases 1 to 2076 code for a protein of 691 amino acids.
AUGCCGCCCUUUACCAAAUUGCUGCCACUUCUGGUAAGCAUUGCUUCGCUCUCCGAGUCCAAGCCUUUGAGCCACCCAUCAGUUACCUUUGCUCCUUUAACUGGAGCUACGCCCGGAAGCGCCCAGAAUAUUGUCGUUGACUAUGUCGGAGAUGUCGAUGGUGAGCUCACAAUCACAUACGCAGCAUGUGAUGCAGGCGCUUCCAUCGCAUCUACAAAGCAACAUAUCGGCCGAACACAUGUUGGCGCUCAUCCUUUGGCUAAACGCCAUGAAGAACACGAGAAGAGGCGGCCGAACAAGUUUGUCUGGUUAACCCCAGCCGAAAUGGAUGGCGGAUGUCUUCAUGCGUUCCUUGAUGGAGAGCUCAUCGGAAAGUCAGAAGAGCUUGUUGUCAGCAAGCGUCGCACUCGCCGCAGCGAGAAAAAGUCCUUUGUCGAUGUCGCAGGAGUCGACAGUAACUGGUUCGACGGCGUUGCAUACUUGCAGCAGAAGCAGCCAGAUGAGGUAUUUGUAGCCUCAGCUAAAAGUAAAUCCUUCGGUAUCCUCGGAGGAGGAAUAUCUGGGCUCAUGACAUCUCUGUUACUAGACUCUGUUGGCAUACACAACUGGAAAAUCCUCGAGUCAUCUCAGCGUAUCGGUGGCCGCAUUCGUACAGUCUAUCUCAACGGCACUUCUCCGGAUGAAGGCCAAUAUCAUGAGCUUGGACCCAUGCGUUUCCCGUACGAGAUCACUGAUUCCGAGACCAACGAGACGUUUCCUUUCAACGACCAGCGCAUGAUCUUCCAGCUGGCCGAAGCUCUCAAUGAACGUAAUGGUGGUAACAAGGACCUUCUUGUUGACUUUAUCGAAUGGAUCCAAACUUCUCCAAACACUCCCGCUGAUAGUCCCUUCCGUCGUCCCGAUGGAACCAUUCCGGGCAGGACUGAGAUCGCAAAUGAUCCCGCAUAUAAGAACCCAACAACAUAUGGCAAUGCCACUGCUGCCGAGGAGGCUAUUGCUGCCCUUGACGGGUUCAAGGGUCUGGACAAGGAGCGCGUCAAGAUGUACGCCACCAACAUCUUCAAAGCAUACAAGCAGGCCAAAGACGACGGCAUGUUCGACUACUCCGAAGUUGCCUACCUCCGCAACAAGCUGAAGUUCGAUCUCAACACCACCGAUGAGGUCGGUCAAUCCCACAUCUACUGGCCUAUGUGGGAGUACGAGACCGUCUACUUCCUUGCCACCAAAUGGGUAACCAUCAAAGGCGGUCUCUCCAGAAUGCCCGCAGCCUUCGAGCCACUAGUCAAGGACAAAGUCCAAUACGGUACCAAGAUCAACGGCCUCCACUGGAACGACAACAACAAAACAAUGUCCGUAUCCUGGAAGCCAACCGGAGCCGACGCCUUUUCAACACCAGACAACAUUGAAAACUUCGACUACGUUCUCAACAGCGUACCCCUGAACCUCAUGAAAUUCUGGCAUCUCCCCCGCUACUCCAGCCUCCUCAAACGCGCCAUCGACCGCACCCUCUUCGCCAACGCCUGCAAAGUCGCCGUGCAGUUCAAAACACGUUUCUGGGAGCACCUCCCGCAGCCCAUCAUCGGCGGGUGCACACGUCUGUACCAACCCCAACUCGGACAAAUCUGCUACCCGUCCUGGCAAAUCAACGCCACAGGCCCCGGCACCAUGCUCGCCUCCUACCUCUCCGACUACGAAGCGACCGUCGCCUGUGCCAUGCCCGAAGCCGAGCACAUGGCCUACAUCAAACGCGCCUUUAUCGAAAUGCACGGCCAAGACGUGAUUGAGGAGAAUUGGACGGGCAACUAUGCGCGACAGUGUUGGGAGCAGGAUGAGCAUCAGGCUGGGGCUUUUACCAUGCAGAUUUUUGGACAGCAGCAUUUGUAUCUUCCGGCUUUUUACCAGACAGAGUACAAUACUGUUUUUAUUGGGGAGGCGGCGACGUUUACGCAUACGUGGAUUUUUAGUGCGUUGGAGAGUGCGACGAGGGGGACUGUGCAGGUCUUGCUUGAUAUGGGGCUUGUGGAGGAGGCGAAGCAGAUUACGGAGACUUGGAUGGCGAGGUUUAUUACUGUUUAG